GCAGCUACCUUGUAAAAGGCACGAGCUUUUAGUUCUGAGGUAGUGUCGUAACUAUGGCCACGUCUCAGACAGAGAAAGCCAUCGCCAUUGCCGCUACCAAACUCUCCCAUUCACAAUACGAAAACCUUCCCAUAAAUCACCGCUCUCUAUAUCUCGAUCUAACUGCCAAUAAGAAGGAAAACAGAUAGUCGCAGUAAUGGCAGGGCAUGACAACCCUCAACCAACACUCGAGAUCAAGAAGCUCAGAUUCACCUACCCUGGAAUCGACGGCCAUCCUCCGCCGGGUUCCACUCCUUUGAUCGAUGAUUUCUCCCUCACACUCUUCCCCGGCGAUCGCUGCCUCCUUGUCGGUUCCAAUGGCGCCGGUAAAACAACAAUUUUGAAAAUUAUUGGGGGAAAGCACAUGGUUGAGCAAGAUAUGGUGAGGGUCAUGGGGCGAUCCGCGUUUCACGACACCGCAUUGACUGCCUCUGGUGAUCUUGCUUAUCUUGGUGGUGAGUGGAGGCGUGAAGUUGCUUUUGCUGGUUUUGAGGUUCCAAUUCAGAUGGACGUUUCUGCUGAGAAAAUGAUAUUUGGAGUAGCAGGUAUCAAUCCCCAAAGGAGAGAUGAACUAAUUAAGGUUUUAGGCAUUGACCUCUCCUGGAGAAUGCACAAAGUAUCUGAUGGCCAAAGAAGGCGAGUCCAAAUCUGUAUGGGUCUUCUAAAGCCAUUCAAAGUCCUCCUGCUUGACGAGAUCACUGUUGACUUAGAUGUGCUUGCCAGAGCAGACCUCCUAAAGUUUCUUAAGAAGGAAUGCUUAGAACGAGGUUCUACCAUUAUUUAUGCCACCCAUAUAUUUGAUGGGCUCGAGGAUUGGCCAUCUCAUAUUGUUUAUGUGGCUCGCGGGAAAUUGCAACUAGCAAUGCCUAUGAAUAAAAUCAAGGAGAUAAGCAAUCUGUCACUUAUGAGAACUGUGGAGAGUUGGUUGAGGAAAGAGAGAGACGAGGAGAGGAAAUUGAGAAAAGAGAUAAAGGGCCGUGAAGCGGGUGAUCAUAGCCCUGCUAGUGCUCGGGUACUGAACAAUGGAUGGGCUGCUGGGAGGCUGAGUUCGACUGUAGCUGGUGAAGGAAAUUUUAUCUUGAGUUCUAACAGAGUCCUCAGGUGAAUCUGACAUUGUUGUGCUAAACCAGAAGUUAAGAGAGUUCGGCAUAGGUAUUUUAUUUGUUUGCUGCAGCCUUCUUGUAAUAAUUAGGUCCUGCAAUGGACUUAUGCAGCCUUGCUUGCGUUAUAUUUUAUAGUGGCCAGACAAAAUCGUAUUGAGUUGAAUUUGUGGUCGAGUGCAUUUAUCCAUUGCAGUCGCAUACAUGCUUUUUAUGUGCACUACAGUUUAUUUUCGACAUGCAUAUA
This is a messenger RNA of Striga asiatica, 1386 nucleotides long. Lineage: Eukaryota; Viridiplantae; Streptophyta; Magnoliopsida; Lamiales; Orobanchaceae. The record is from the annotation of a GenBank genome assembly.